This is a messenger RNA of Mycena indigotica, 550 nucleotides long. RefSeq lists its product as uncharacterized. The coding region runs from base 1 to 333 and encodes 110 amino acids. NCBI's taxonomy places the organism in Eukaryota, Fungi, Basidiomycota, Agaricomycetes, Agaricales, Mycenaceae. The transcript has 6 exons. The record is from RefSeq and is a predicted model, not a curated record.
AUGCACUUUUCGGUAGCCCUACUCAUCAUUGCUCGCAGACAUUCUCUUUUUGAUCACCACGACCGUCUUCCCCUCGAAGCACUCGGCUCUAACCUGUGCUGCCCUUUUCAUUUCCUGCCUUAUGCCAUUUCAACGCUCAAAUUUCAACGUCGACUUCGUGCUUGUGCGGUAAAGUGGGGGUGUUUAGUAGAUGCAAGGAGCGGUCGAAGCGCUAUCUGCUAUCCAGCACUGUCGGCAGUUGUUAGAUGCUGGGUGUUCAGUGCAUGCGCACAACUGUGUUCUGUUCAGGGCAUCAGUCAUGAUGUUCCGCAGCGCAGACAUCGACCAACUUGAACGAGACUUCGUUCGAAAAUUAUUUCAGGGCAAUGUUUGCUCACUGCUGCGUGAAAUGAUGCUGGACUUCUGGCAACGAUACCCUGCAGGUCAACCUAUCCUUGUGUACAAAUUCGACGAAUUUCCUGCGAUUUUUGUAUGUGUGGAUUUGGAACAGUGCAGAGGAGACGGUAGGAUAAGUGAUUGGGGUUCAGCGAAACCCUUUGCUCUCAUAAAC